Aspergillus pseudoviridinutans is the source of this 888-nucleotide messenger RNA. RefSeq lists its product as uncharacterized. The transcript has 2 exons. Bases 1 to 888 code for a protein of 295 amino acids. NCBI's taxonomy places the organism in Eukaryota, Fungi, Ascomycota, Eurotiomycetes, Eurotiales, Aspergillaceae. The record is from RefSeq and is a predicted model, not a curated record.
AUGUUGGAGAUACUACUCCCUCAUGCCAAGAUCAACUCCGGUCAUCAAAAAGCAGUGGGCACGCUUCUCCAUGCCUCAGUGGGCAGUGAGCACUAUCGACUUUACCGGGCGGCAGAGGAAUUCGACGAUGCAACCUGGAAGGAUUUUCGUGCCGGGAGCUGGGAGCUGCGUUGUGCGGUGCUUGCCAGUGCGGAUGCCAUCGUAUGCACUUUACAUGCAGCUCGUGAGACGGCCAUACGUGGUAAUGUGCAGGCCCGAGCCAUCUUGGUCGACAAGGCUGCUCGAGCCACUGAGCAAUACGAAUUCCCCCAUGGGCCAUUUGCGGGCAUCCGCAAGUCACCCAAUGUAGCAGUCGACGUGGAAAACGCCAUGGUGCCCAGAAUUGUCGUUGAGAGCGGGUGGAGUGAAUCCCUCGACGAACUUCGUGAAAACGCAGGAGAAUGGCUCGUGAGAGGAAAUGGCGCAGGCCAAGCUGCCAUCAUCAUAAAAUGGACACCCAGCCGGACAACCCGCCGUGUCCGCGAACCAGCUCCGGAUGUCACUAUUCUCUCGGCUCCACCGGAAUGGUCUGCAUGCCACCAUGCUCACGGAGCAGCACCGAAUGCAGAGCGCGUGGCACAGAUGGUCAGUUCGGUCUUCUACAAUGGCGAGCUGCAGACGAGUCGUGACACUGCCGAUCUGACCCGUGAGCUAGCCCGCCAGAUCAACCUGUACAAUCGUCGCACGCUUAGCCGCUCGGGCCAAAUGCUAUUCCUCGUGAAGGACAGCAUCGACCACCACGACGCCCAACAACUUUCUCGUCUAGCCCAUCGCAGUGUCGCUGCUGCGCUUGUGAUUCGCCUGCUUUCCCAACAAGUCGCCGAGCCGACAAUACUUGUUACACCAUAG